UCAUUGACGGCUCGCGCUUACAUGGUCACCAUGUUCGGCCGACCUCGGGAAGGCCUCAUCUGGUAGACAUCCCAGGUGGGCAAAAGCACUUUACUACCUCUUCACUUCGCCGCGCUCAGCAUCAGCCGGCUUGACACUGUCCCUACUUAUGUCCACUGCCACUACGUGAAUCUUCUUUCUCCUAAGAGCUUGUCUGAACAGCGCUUCCAGAUCCUAAAUCUUCACAUCAACUGGACAAACGUCUGCCCGGCAACCAGCGAGCAUUGACCCAUAGACGAGUGCAAGCAUCAAGCAUCAAGGCGCCUUUUUCGCGAAGGCGGUAUGCUUCCGACCACUGCUCCUAUGUCAGCUCGCAACCAAGUAAGCACUCCCCGACCGCCUGGCGGUGUGGACCAAACGCCCAUAGCCUCCACCACUCGCGAAUUCGCCAUCGAAAAGUUCCGACGCUUUCGUCAGCUCCAGGAAGCCGAGGCUCUGAGCCCACUUCGCUUCAUUGACGACUACAAUAGGGGCAAGUUCGACGUGCUCAAGGUCUAUUAUCCCAAGGCCCUCCGCGAGUUGUUGUACGCCACUGCUCGAAGACUGAGCGAAGAGCAAGACCGGAGUGCGAGUGAUGAUGAGGAGGACCCCUUCAAUCGCACUACGUCAGCUGCGAGCAAGGAGGUCAACGUCUCUACCCUCAGUAGCAAGCGAAGCAUGCCACUCCUGCAGGGCUAUGCGUCACGUUCGCCAGCUAUCAGCCGUCGCAGCUCGCCGACACACUCCCUCGCUCCCUCGAUCUCAAUGUCGGAGCUGUCCAAUGCUCGAGGCAGGCUGCGUCGAGCCAUAGACCUACCACCUCUGUCACCACCUCCAAGUCGACCACUGCCCUCUCCUCCGGCGACGGGACAUUAUCAUCGACGAUGUGACGUACCUGGAGAGGCGUGAUACUGGCAGGCGUCGCGGGGAAGAGGACGGCUGGAAGAGCAUGGCUAGCAAAGCUGCAUCUCUCGUGAAGGCUAAGGCGAAAGGAAGACCCGAUAC
This is a messenger RNA of Microstroma glucosiphilum, 1023 nucleotides long. RefSeq lists its product as hypothetical. The transcript is spliced from 2 exons. The record is from RefSeq and is a predicted model, not a curated record. NCBI's taxonomy places the organism in Eukaryota, Fungi, Basidiomycota, Exobasidiomycetes, Microstromatales, Microstromataceae. Bases 322 to 927 code for a protein of 201 amino acids.